This is a messenger RNA of Rotaria sp. Silwood2, 1515 nucleotides long. The record is from the annotation of a GenBank genome assembly. NCBI's taxonomy places the organism in Eukaryota, Metazoa, Rotifera, Eurotatoria, Philodinida, Philodinidae.
AUGAAUCCAUCAACAACAAAUUUUUCUUCGUAUCUUCUUCCAUCCGUUUUUAAUCCACGUUAUCAUCAACAUUUAAAUCAUUUGAAUGAUAUGGCAUUUACACAUACAAAAAUGUUACAAGAACUUAUUGAAAAACGUUCAAUUGAUUCAUCAUCAACACCAUCAUCACCAUCAUCAUCAUCAAUAUCACCAAUGGCAGCAACAUCAAAUGAUUCAAUUCAACAAAAAAAACAUUCACAUUCAUAUCUUGAUAAUAAUAAUAAUGAAGAACAACAACAACAGGAACAGCAAAAACUUUUAAUUAAACGAUCAAAAAUUAAUGAUGACGAUGAGGAAGAUGAAGACGAUGAUAAUCAUCUUAAUAAACGUUCAAGAAAACAAUUAAAACCACAACAACUUCUUACAGAAAAUCAUCCAAUAGAGGAUGAUGAACAGUCAUCAUCUGAAGAAGAAAUUGGAGAAGUUCAUAGUCAAGAUGAAAAACAAAAUAUAUUUUCAAUUCCGCAAUCACCAAUAUUACCAUUUUCGCCACAGAGUUUACCAUUUUUAAAUUAUAUUCAAGAUUUAGCACGAACGAAUAAUAUAACAUCUCCUAUAUCCAUGACAAGAUUUCUUGAAAAUCUGCAAAAGGAUUUUUUUUCAUCUAUAAAUAAUGCUGGUAUUGAAACAAAACGUAUUAAUCAAAAUUUACCACCAGUUUUUUCUCAAACAGUUCAUCAUCAUCAUCAUCCAUAUAUUUCUCAAAUUCUUUUUAAUAAUUCAUUUAUUAAUCAUUAUACACCUCCACCACCACCACCAUCAAUGAUUCCUUUUGGUAAUACACUAUCAGAUCGUACAUUUCCUUUUCGUUUAUCAACACCGAAAAAACGUCGUACUAAAGUAACUGAUACACGUUUAUCACCACGUAUAACAUCAAAAAUAAUUUCUCAUGAAGAUUUAAUUGAAGAUGAUAAAAGUUUAUCGAAUCAUUCAUAUGAAUCAACAACAUCAAAUCAUCAUCAGCAACAGUCAACACUUGAAUACAAUGCUUUUCAAAUAAGUGUCUUUUUUUUUUUUAAUGACCUUUUUUCUACAAAAUUAAUGUUUUUCUAUACACGUUAUCCAAGUUCAUCAGUAUUAAAAGUUUAUUUUCCUGACGUACGUUUUAAUAAAUUAAUAACAGCACAAUUAGUUAAGUGGUUUUCAAAUUUUCGUGAAUUUUUUUAUAUUCAAAUUGAAAAAUAUGCUCGACAAUAUUUAGCUGAAGGUAUUCGAAAUACUGAAGAUUUAGUUAUAACAACUGAUUCUGAUUUAUAUCGUGUUCUUAAUCUUCAUUAUAAUCGAUCAAAUCAAAUUGAUGUUCCAACAAGUUUUUGUGAUGUUGUACAAUCAACAUUGCGAGAAUUUUUUCAUGCUAUACAACAACAAAAAGAUCUUGAACCAUCAUGGAAAAAAAGUAUCUAUAAAAUUAUUCAACGUUUAGAUGAUCAAAUACCGGAUUUUUUUAAAGAUGAACAUUGGAUGCAUUCCAUUUGA